Oncorhynchus keta (chum salmon) is the source of this 2324-nucleotide messenger RNA. Its product is annotated as C-terminal-binding protein 2. Gene Ontology annotation, molecular function: transcription corepressor activity; oxidoreductase activity, acting on the CH-OH group of donors, NAD or NADP as acceptor; NAD binding. The transcript is spliced from 11 exons. Lineage: Eukaryota; Metazoa; Chordata; Actinopteri; Salmoniformes; Salmonidae. The record is from RefSeq and is a predicted model, not a curated record. The coding region runs from base 358 to 1692 and encodes 444 amino acids.
UUCCCCUCCUAAAACAGUGCACUGGUACCUCUCACUCUGCCCGUCACGUUGUGUACGGCGGCCUGACCCCCCAUGAACCUGCGACUUCCUCUUUCUCAGAUUUCAUGGCGAUCGGGAGAGAGGGAAGACCACCGACGCACGCAAACUGUCCAGACACCUCAACACGACUGAAAGACAUUUCUUGGGUGAGAUCUGAACAGAUGUUGUGAGUUGCAGACGGAACAGACACUGAGUGGAUUCUCCUGCUGGUGUUGCUCAGUGGGUAGUAGUGGUUUCUCGUGCUGGUGUCCUGUUGAAGAGCCUCCUUAGUGCUCUGUGCUGUUGUCUUGCUGUGUCCUGGGUUAGGACUGCCAGCCUAUGGCUCUAAUGGACAAGCACAAAGUCAAGCGGCAGAGACUUGACCGCAUCUGUGAGGGCAUCCGCCCCCCCAUCCUGAACGGGCCCAUGCACCCCCGGCCCCUGGUGGCCCUGCUGGACGGGCGUGACUGCACCAUAGAGAUGCCCAUCCUGAAAGACGUGGCCACUGUGGCCUUCUGUGAUGCCCAGUCCACCCAGGAGAUCCAUGAGAAGGUGUUGAACGAGGCGGUGGGGGCUCUGCUCUACCACACCAUCACUCUCUCUAGAGACGACCUGGACAAGUUCAAAGGCCUCCGAGUCAUCGUCAGGAUCGGCAGCGGCUAUGACAACGUCGACAUCAAAGCCGCAGCUGAGCUGGGCAUCGCGGUGUGUAACGUGCCGGCGUCGUCGGUGGAGGAGACGGCCGACACAUCCUUGUGUCUGAUCCUAAACCUGUACCGUCGGGUCACCUGGAUGCACCAGGCCCUGAGGGAGGGCACCAGGGCCUCCAGCGUGGAGCAGAUCAGGGAGGUAGCCGGCGACGCUGCCCGCAUCCGGGGGGAGACGCUGGGCAUCAUCGGCCUGGGUCGUGUGGGCCAGGCGGUGGCUCUGCGGGCCAAGGCAUUUGGUUUCGGGGUGAUCUUCUACGACCCAUACCUGCCUGAUGGUGUGGAGCGCUCCCUUGGCCUGCAGAGGAUGGCUACCCUCCAGGACCUGCUCAUCCACUCUGACUGUGUCUCUCUACACUGCAGCCUCAACGAACACAACCACCACCUCAUCAAUGACUUCACCAUCAAACAGAUGCGUCAGGGAGCGUUCCUGGUGAACUCUGCGCGGGGGGGUCUGGUGGAUGAGAAGGCUCUGGCUCAGGCCCUGAAGGAAGGACGUAUACGAGGAGCCGCGCUGGACGUCCACGAGACAGAGCCCUUCAGUUUCUCACAGGGCCCUCUGAAAGAUGCUCCCAACCUCAUCUGUACCCCCCACACCUCCUGGUACAGUGAGCAGGCCUCCAUCGAGGCCAGAGAGGAGGCAGCCAGGGAGGUGCGCCGUGCCAUCACUGGUCGUAUUCCAGACAGUCUGAAGAACUGUGUGAAUAAGGAGUAUCUGAUGGCAGCGUCACAGUGGCCCAGUAUGGAGGUUGCGACAGUCCACCCCGAACUCAACAUAGCCUCAGCAUACAGGUUUCCUGCAGGUCUGAUAAGCGUGGCAGCAGGGGGUUUGACAGGGGCAGGUGCAGGGGUAGAGGCUCUGGCCCUGGCUCACGCCAUCGCCCCUGUGUCCCAUCCCCCCCACGCCCCAUCGCCAGGGCAACCCAGCAAGGCUGAGGCAGACAGAGACAUCUCCUCUGACCAAUAGCACCCCAACAUUCCUCCAUCACCCCUGGAAACCAACAACCCACCCCCUCCCACCAUUUUCAUCAUUACCACCAACCCUCCUCACCGACCUCAGGCAGAUUUACACUGGGGUCCCGGUUUGAUCCGGUUUUAGCUGGAUCCUUCAAAACACAGUACCAGUCCAGGAGUGAUCCGCCCGUCCACAACAUGCCCCCUCUCCCCCUCCGGAACCCCUUCCUCGGACCUCCCUCAACCCCUCCCCCUUACCUCCAUAUCCCUCCACGCCAACACACCUUCAGCAAUAACUCUCUUCUCAAGGAUUCAUUAAUUGGAUUGGUAUAUUUCUUGAGUUGUAUUUUUAUUUUUUAUUUUUUUGGUGAAAGCAAUUUUUUUUGGCUGUUGAUCUGUUAUGAUUGUAGGUGUUUUUGUUUUGAGUAGCAUCUCUGCAGUGAGGCUGGACCGUGAGGCUAGCUGUUUUCUCCCUGGUUGUUUUGAUCAGUGAGAGAGGAGUGAAGGUUUGGCCCAUCUCGCUCUCUCUGACAUUUCUCUCUCUCUCAUCUUUCUCUGACAUCUCUCUCUCUGACCUCUGUUUCUCUCUGUCUCUCUGUCUCUCUCUCUCUCUCUCCUCUGUCUCUCUCUCUCUCUCUCUCUCUC